GAACGUCGCUUCAAAGAGGUACCUCCACUACGAUCCGAGUAGCACGACACGGGUCAAGCAAGAGUACCCGUCCUUUCCGAAGAGUGAGGCAGCUGCCAGCCUGCCGAGAGAUGGUGAUUGUCAAUCCCUACCUGAAGAAAAAGAAGCCUCUUUCGGGAGGCAGCGGCGCUAGUGGUUCGGGCCGUGCCCGUCCUCCGUCCAUUCCGCAUGUCCCAAACAAACACAAGGCCCACGCUGCCUCUUCCCGGGGGACUUCUCAGGCCCCGCCCCCUCGCGUGACGCCAAACGGAAAGAAGACUGUACCCGUAGCCGCUGCUAAUAGAACCAAAACGGAAACCAGCGCAAAUCCCAAAGCAUCCCCCUCGCCGCUGGCCUACAACAAGAAUGCCGCAAACAGGCCACGGGUGUCUCCUCAAACCAGCAGUACUAAKGUAGAACGGAAGAUCUCUGAUAGCAGCCGUGGGAGCAACAGUGCUGGAGGCAAUGGUGGCCGCUCUUCGCCUCCGCAAAGGAAGGCAGCUCCCUACAGAGCCGGAAGCAGCAGCAGGUCGUCGAAAACAAAACUGACGGUAAAGCAACGACUGAAGCAAGAAAUCGCUGCGCUCAAGAAGCAAAAACAGCUCCAAAAGCUACAGAAGGAGGCCGAGGAACGCCGGCGGCGUCGAUUGGCGGAACAGAAGGCAGAAGAAGAGCGCAAGACGGCACUCCUGGCCGAAAAGGAAAAAGUGAAGCAACAGAAACAAGCCGAGCGCGAGCGACUCGCUAGGCUCAAGGAAGAAGAACGGACUCGCAAGCAGCUAGAGCGGGAACGAAAGCAGCGCGAAAAGGAGCUGGAAAGAGAACGAAAACAGAAAGAGAAACUUAAAAAAGAGGAGGAAAAACGCCUCCGAUUGGAGCAAAAGAUGGAAGAACAAAAACAGAAGGCGGAAGCGAAAUAUCAGAGGGAUUUAUUGAUAUGGAAGAUUCAUCAGCAGCGCUGGAUGGAACAGCAGCAAAGAAUACAUUAUUUCCAACAGCAGCAGCUUCUGCAGCAACGCCAAACUCACCAUCCCUCUCACAAUCAAUACCAAUUCUUUCCCAAUCAACAGCGACAGCAGCUGUAUCAAUAUGAAGGUCAACAUCACCAGCAGAACCAGAACCAGCAUCAGUACAAAAUCGAAAAAUUUUCUGCAGGAAAAUCGCCUCUUUUUCCUCGAACCCCGACUCAGAGUCUCCCCAAAGGUGAAUCAGUGGAAGAUCCUAACCACAGAACCGUCGUCGAAACGAAACCAUGCGUUCCGGUCGAUACGAUCCCCGGACAAAAAGUAUCUUGUCAAAGUACACACUCCACUUCAUCGGAACCCAUAUCUCCCCUCGACUCACCCACUGCACUUGCCAUCGACUCCUUGCUUCGUUCGGAAUUGAUGUCACCGAAGCGGCUAGCUGCUUCUGAUGCAAGCAGAGGUGGUGAAACCUCGCCUCUCUCGGUGAAAUACACAGAGGCAGAUGCCAACAGAGACGACAAACGGGACGAACCUUGCUCCGAAGGUGUCGAUAUGAAUGCACUCUCUGUGUCAACGAAUUUAUCGAAGGCGCCGCAACCUGAGGAAUCCGUCUCUGCAGAAUGCCGCCAUGGAUCGGGCAUCAAUUCAAACAAGACUGGGGUCGACCCGACAACUGCUGGGGGCGUUGGCUCUCCUUCGCCAUCAAGCAUCCAAAACCAAGACGUAGAGCCGAAAAAUUCGAGCCUUGCACCAAUGGAGUCUGGAAUCGAUCAUUCCACGGCACUUCGUGAACAAAGAUCGACCGGCGUUGCUCCGAAUACGGUAUCUAGUUCAUCUGCCUCUCUGACUACCGGGGAUACUUUGUGCCAGUCUCCACUGGAAUCUUCUGCCAUUCAAUCGCCGCCGAUGACAUGGUCACAACAGAGUUGUCCUAUGCUGACUCCGCAAGGAAUUGCACAAAAGCCACCCAUUUAUCAUCAAAGUUCACUUGAUCGAAGUUCGAGCUAUGGUUCGCACUUUCCAUAUUCUGGAAUGCCAACACGGGAUCCUGCGCCCUUUUCCAACUGGAAAUCAAUGGUCGUCAACACUGCGUUUAGUAACGAGAAUUAUGGUCCGCUGGGAUCGUUUGCUUGGAUUCCGCCUCCUCCUCCACCACCCCAACGUCCAGUGCUCCAACAAACUAAAGCACGCUGUCGAACCACUUCGGUCACGCGGCGUCCGAAAACACCCAAGCCAAUCCAGGUACCGAUGCUCUGCAAACCUAUGGAGGCACCAUCUCCCUUUGCAAACCAAGGCCGACACCUCGUCACGAUACUUGUGGUUCGCGAUCCUCGAACCGAAAAAUCGUUUGGAGUCAACCUGAAAAUACAUACCGAAUCAGCUCUUGUGGACCGGGAAUGGAUCGACGCACAACAGAAAAGCAAAGCGCGAAAGCCGAAGCCUGAUGAAACAGGCUCUACGAUAAUCAAUACAAAGCCUGAAGUGAUGGGAGCGUCUGUACCAAAAAAAUCGCUAGAAGUUGUACCAAAAACGCACCAGCCGCCAUUGAUUCACACGUCGGGACAAUCAAAACAAUUGACAGGCAAAUUGCUGCCACCGAAAACUGACACAAUUUUAUCGUCGGCGGUCCAUGCAAAGAGGGAACCGAAAGCAAAUGGUGACGAUCAGGAUAAAACAUUUAUGGCCUCGAUGUGUCACAACGCUGAAAUCAAGACAGCAAUAGCGCGAAAUCACACUUUGAUCCGCGCCGAUAAGGAAAAGAAGGAACCUAUUCAAACAACCUGCUCCGUAACUCCAACGAAGAACGAAAUGCCUACCAAUCUGAAUAGCAAUGCCAACAUUGACUGUGGCAAAUCUGACAGCAAUGACAUCAGAGCAGUCAUAAAAAAUUGCGUUGAGUUUUUGGUGAGUUCCGUUGAAAGUAGCCAGAAGGAGGCCGACAAACAAACCGUCAGUAUGGACACUAGGAAUAUUGUACAGAAAAGAAAGAGACGCCGUAGAGUCAACUUCUCGGUCAUGAUGGUAACGGAUGCAGAAAAACAAAACUCCCGUAGACCCGAUGUAGACUCGAAGGAAAAGCUACGUUCGGGCGAUAUCGUUGUCACGAUUCAGGGACACAAACUUGAUGGAAUGUCGUUUAGGGAUGCGUGUGUAGUCUUUUCUAGAGAGGCCGAAAGUAUGAACGACUCUCUCAUACAAACGCGGGUCGUUGUGGCAAGAAAACCAGAAAUGACUGCUCCUGUCAAUACACUAAGUGCCGACACUUCCAAUUCAGUGACGCUUAAUCCUGUGGUCACGUCCUUGUCCAGUAGUACACCGUCCGCACCACUACCACCUCCAGAAAAUACAUCUAUGGUAUUUAGCCCCGAGGAACUAGCCACACUUUCCAAUUGCUUUUUGAAUAUCCUGAACAGCUCAAAACGAAUUCUUGGACAAGACAUCCAAGACAGUUCGUGGCAGCUGCAUUCCCUUAUUUUCCGGAUGGGUUCUGCACUGGAGGACACCGGGCUGACGCCGAGGGGAAUUACCACUCUAACGAAUAAAUGGGGGGAUCUGACGCGACUGAUAGACUAUGAGCUUGUAGAAAAAGGCAAGAAUCAUUGGACAAAGAAAUUUCGACAGGAAUUCGGAAACGAAAAAUUACCCUUUUCUUCGGACGUAGAACGAAAUGCUAUGCGACACCUGCCACGUCCAUUGAAAGGAUGCCGAUGCAAGAAAAAAGAUCACGAGUACGUCUCAGAUCCAAAAUGUAUUCUAUAUCGCGACCUCCAGCAACGUCUAUCAAAAGAAGAAUUGAAAGAGCUACGGCUGCACACGAAAAACAAGUUCAUCCCCAAGAAGUCGAAGGACCUGAAUGCAGUAGAAUCUGCGUUUAAGAAUAGGAUGCUGAAACUCAAAAACGCAACUGAGAAUGAGUCGAUUGAAGCCCGUUUUGUUGACAAAAUGGAAGAAAUCCAAGUAAAGGAGCUUCAUCAGGCGGUAUUUGCUCCUAAUCUCACCACUAUUGUGCUUUCGACGAUAUUCGAGCUACAGAGAGAGUUUCAUGUCUCUGUCGUAGAGGAAGACAAAGACGAAGACAUGAAUUAUAAUGCCAACGAAGAACAAGAAGACGACGUCCCCUUGGAGUGCUUGGGAAAGCGUGGAUCUGAUGUACAAAGCGCGGCCGAUACUAGAAAACAACAAAAAGUGGACGGAGGCGGCCCGAACUUUUGCAUGGAAUACCUGGUACGAAUGCUCAAUUAUGUGAGCAAAACCUGGGGACAUUGUUAUCGCGAACCAAACACGGACGAGUACGCUUGGAGGUGGGAGUUGUUUCAUGCUGUUCACUCCGACCACGAUCAGUGGGAGGCUCACGCAACGAACCCUAGGGUGCCGGAUUCUUUCCCGUUUGAGAAUGUUCGGUUCGGACUGAAUUCUUCCAAGUCGACUGACAAUAAAUUGUCGUCAUUUCCCAAAACCAUUCGACAAUUCGAAGACUCUAUAUUAUCGAACGCGCCAUUGGCUCUGGAUGUUCCCAACAAGACGUUGGAGCAGUUUUCUAUUGCUGUCCAUUUGUUGUCACCUGCUCGUUCUGGUUUAUACGAUGAAUUGAUUGCACUGUUGAAGAUGGGUAUCAUUCAGGUUUCAGCUUCGGGAAUUCCCAUCUUGACGGGAGAUUGGUGGACCAAGAUCGACAUCGUUGUUUUGGAUGACAUGCUAUGCUCUUGGUCCACAAAAGCCGACCCAGAUUCGAGAUACUGUGUCAACGAAGAACUUCGAGACACUCUGGAAGAACAAUGGGUCAAAUCCGACUAUGGUUGGGCGUUGCUAGAAAAUCCCAAGGAAUUAAUCUUUGACUUCACCGUGCUGGACGAGUGGCGAGAGACUUUUGAGGGUCGACUCGAAGAGAAAGCAAACCUUUCGGAGGGAAUUGGGCUCUUCGGACUCUAAUUCGAUCGCUUGCGAGUUAGUACCUACUUACCACCGCUAUACUUUAAGACUAGUCUUCAAUAUUUCAGAACAAAAAAUCAAUGAUACUCUAAUUG
Molecule: messenger RNA, 5008 nt
Organism: Pseudo-nitzschia multistriata
Lineage: Eukaryota; Bacillariophyta; Bacillariophyceae; Bacillariales; Bacillariaceae
Source: the annotation of a GenBank genome assembly